AUGAUACCAUCACCAUUUGUAGCAAUUUUGGAAUCUUACUUAUCUGAUAGGUUAUUAAGAAUUAAGCAAGACGCUGAAUACCCCACGCUAAGAGAAAUAAGAGCAAAUGUGCCUCAAGACAGUAUAUUGAGCCCAAUGUUAUUAUGUCGAAAUACCACACGUGGAUCUCAUUUUGCAAUUGUUAUACAUGGAUGGCGAGAAUCUUGUAAAGAGAAAUGGGUUCAAACAUUAAUUGAAAAACUCACAACUCAUAGAGGUGGAUGUAUAAUGUGUAUGGAUUAUGGUUUCAUAGCAAGAAUUCCACAUUACUUUAUGUUAGCUAAACAUGUUCACAAAAUUGCUUGGAUGCUAACUCAUCAACUAAAUCAAUUGGAGCAUAAAGGUUUCAUACCAGAACAAGGCUUUAUAUUUGGGUUUAGCUUAGGUGGAAGAAUUGCUAUUGAAGCUGGACGCUUAUUUGGAAGUGGUAGAAUUGGAGAGAUUGACACUUGUGAUAUGGCCGGCCCUGGUUUCGAUUUGCAUGGUCCACCCGACUCUAAAGAAGCAGCGCUUAAUGUACAAUGUAUACACACGAGCUCCGACAAGGGAACAAAGACAAGAGAUUGUCAUCAGAAUUGGAAUAUGGGAAAUUGCGGAAGAACACAAGUGGCAGCCGGGAAUCCUCCUCUCGGUUCACAUGGGUUAUGUCCAACAUUCUAUAACGCAGCAUUCGAUCAUCCAUUUUAUGCCGAAGAGUUUCCAAAGCAAUGCAACAUUACUGGUAAAAAAGUUAAAAGAUUUUGGCCAAAGUGGUUUCGUAUGGGUUAUAUGGAGUCAAGAAAAUUACAAGUUCAUGGUACAUUUUAUUCAUCAACCACAGAAAAUUAUCCUUAUACAACAAAUGCUGCAAAAAAAUAUCAAGGGCCUUUGACCAGAGCAGAUAGAAUCGAGGUUGAUUCUCAUACAAAUGUAUAUUUAAUUGAGAAAUAUUUGCACAUAGUUCUUACAAGAAAUGCAGCGGUAAUAUUUUCCGGUCUUGACAUUACAAAAAAUCUAUUUCCUAUCAGCCGUGGUUCUAAUUGA
Molecule: messenger RNA, 1062 nt
Organism: Condylostylus longicornis
Lineage: Eukaryota; Metazoa; Arthropoda; Insecta; Diptera; Dolichopodidae
Exons: 5
Coding region: 1-1062 (353 amino acids)
Molecular function (GO): lipase activity
Source: RefSeq, a predicted model, not a curated record